AUGGCGGUCAAUACGGCCAACGACGAGGCGAUCGCACGCGCCGUGGCACAGAGCGAGCAAGUGGCCUCCGCGGACGCGAUCUCCAUCGGUCGACGCUUCGAUCGCAAGAUACGAAGAGUGCUGCACCGAGUCAAGGAGGGAAUGGCCGACGAGGUCUCGGCGAUCAAGGACGCCUUCCGACCACGCGUCAACACCUUCAACAGUUUUGAGGAGAACGAUGAAUACCUCAACGGGAAGCAGCUGCUCAAGAAGAGGCUCGACCUGUACACGCUGGCCGAGUACAGCGUCUCGGGCAACGGCGAUUGCCAGUUUGCGUCGUUGGCGGACCAGUUGUACCGUACCACGGGAAUGGCGGCCGUGGUGAGGCACACCAUCGUCAAUUACCUCAGAUCGCUCAUUGGCGGGCCUGGCGACGUGUGCAUGCGCGCGCAGGCCAAUGCGGAGCGAUUCAGACAGUACGUGCCCGGCGACUACACGGAAUACUGCAACACGAUGGACAAGCGCGGCACAUGGGGCGAUCACAUCACGCUCCAGGCGGCGGCGAACGUGUACGGGGUGGAGAUUCAUUUGCUGACGUCGUACAAGGACACGGUGUGGAUGGAGAUCAAGCCGCAGGACGGGGCCAAGACACAGAAGAGCCUCUGGCUCUCCUUCCUCGCCGAACUCCACUAUAACUCACUCUACUCGCGACAAGAUCUGACGAGCCGAGUGAAGGCGGAGGAGGAGCUGCGCAGGAGCUACGCCAGCCAAGACCAGGCGGCCUCUUCCGCGCUCAGCGCUGCCACGAGCGCCGCUGCCGCCCCAGCAGAGGAGGGGAACGGCCCACCGGUCCUGGCGGACGGCGGUCACCACCACUGUCUCCUCAUGUAG
Messenger RNA from Acanthamoeba castellanii str. Neff, 870 nucleotides. Its product is annotated as OTUlike cysteine protease family protein. Gene Ontology annotation, biological process: protein deubiquitination. NCBI's taxonomy places the organism in Eukaryota, Discosea, Longamoebia, Acanthamoebidae. Bases 1 to 870 code for a protein of 289 amino acids. The transcript has 8 exons. The record is from RefSeq and is a predicted model, not a curated record. Gene Ontology annotation, molecular function: cysteine-type deubiquitinase activity.